Messenger RNA from Metarhizium album ARSEF 1941, 3039 nucleotides. RefSeq lists its product as uncharacterized. The coding region runs from base 1 to 3039 and encodes 1012 amino acids. The record is from RefSeq and is a predicted model, not a curated record. The transcript has 4 exons. Lineage: Eukaryota; Fungi; Ascomycota; Sordariomycetes; Hypocreales; Clavicipitaceae.
AUGUUGAGCCUCCGGACUGCUGCCGCGUCGCCACCUGUUGGUGGACGAUCACGAUACUCAAAGGCGUUGCCGUCUGUCCCCGUUGACGACAGCCAACGUGUCGCUGACCUCCCGCCGCUGCCGUUACCGAAAGACCUGUCUGAAUUUCAGUUCCCUCUGCCUCCGCGGAAAUCGUCUCGAGGGACUGAUACCAGCAAAAGCAUACCCAGAAAACCUGUCGGCUCGUCUUCAUCAAAACCCGCUGCGCCCCCGUCCGUCUCGCCCAGCAUCAAUUCACCCACGUCGUCUCCCUCUGCUUCCAAGCCCGUCGUCGGGAAAGCAGCUACGGCUAUUACAAGAGCACCGGAACCACCAGUGUCGUUGCAGGCACAGCCUCUUCGUGCUGUCGCCCCUCCUGAGCUUUCGCCCACGGAUUCCAUCUGCAGUCUAUUGUCCGCCUAUUCUCGCGAACCUGAUGCCCCCAUGUCCGGUAGCACUUACACGACAGCAAGCAAAGUCAACAGCCUUCAUGACUCCAAUCGCAGUCCGCCGCCGCUGGGCAACGACGGACUAUCAGCUGGCGGCCACGCUUAUUCACAAACACCAACGUCUGCAGUGGAAGGUGAGCAAAGCUCUGAACACAAGGACCAGAGCCGCCCUGCGCCGUCUCUAACACAGGACGACGCAUCCUGUCCCACUUGGUCGCCUCCUCCAGAACCGCUACCCGUCGCACCGCCACCUGAUAAAACGUUGCCUCCUCGGCUUAAAAUUUGGAAACGUCGGCCACAGACCGCCGAGAAGAACAAAGAGCUUCCCGACCUGAAACUGAGCUAUAGCCACGGUUCGACUGCCUCAACCUCGACGAUCCAGUCCAUUGAAACUGCCGUGCUUCUGGCCUAUCCCAACAACGUAGCCUCUGAAUACAAGCCCACAGAAGAGGACAAACAGGACCCGACGCCGCGGACUCCCGCUGUCGGCCUGCCUGGUCGCAACAUCAAGCCAGCGUCUGGGGACAAGAGCCAAGUAACAGAAGAGCAGAUGGGGAGUGUCGUUUCAAAGAUGCAACGCGUGGUGGGGAAAGUUCAGAAUCCCCGUACCCCCGUGGAACGUAAGAACUUGCCCACUCGCGGAGAUAGCAAGAGACCGCCCACGCCUGAAUACCGGAAGGGAGAUGGUCCUCCUUCUUCUCAAGCGGACAUUGUCGUCUUGAAGCCUGCCUCACCUGUCUCAACAACCGGCUCGCCAAAGGAAGGAGUAUUGACUGUUACACCCAAAUGGCUGCCUUCACAGCCGAUCGCGCCAUUGAGAUCGCAGCCAGUCCCGCCGAGUUUUGUUUCUAUUCCCCCCAUCGCCCCAACAUCUACGACAAAAAGGCUGCCUCAAGCUGCACCGGACCUCCGCCUCGCCACAACUCUUCUAGAACAGAAACGGAACAGCCCCUCUCCGUCCAAAGAAGGGUCCCCCACGGCCGCCUCACAAUCCCCGCCUGUGAAUGACAGCAACCGUGGCACCAGCGCCUCGUCCCUUUCUGAGUCGAGCUGCAUCUCGUCCGGUCAGAAUGAUGUGACUGGGCACAGUGCUGGAGAACCUCAACGGCCUGCGACGGCAAACGACUCAUCUGAUCCGAGGAUCGUCACUUCAGAUACACACGGACCGAUGUACCGAGGACGUGAUGGAACUCUGUAUGGAGAAAUGAAGGUCGUGCAAGAGCCGAACCCCAGAGCAGCAUACUUUCCUAUUCAGACGGAUAAGCCUCUGCCACCAGGCGCCAUCAUUCCUUCGAGGCCUCUUAACAGGACACAUUACAACUGUUUCCAGAAGCAUCGAACGAUGAAUCGCAGGUCGAACCGAAAUCAUCCGCUCACCUGUCAAACGUGUGACAAAGCUGACACAGAGGACCGCUGGGGUUUGAACGGCCACCAAAAGGCGCUCGGGAGAAACGGCGGCCAUGUCCUCUCUCCAACGGACCCGCUCCUUGCGGAGACCAACGAUGCCGCACGCCGCAGAAGCAGAAGAAGCAUCGCGAAGCGGCUCCCCGAGCCGACUGCCGCUGAUGAGGCCAUCGACGCGCCCUCCGUCCGCAGCCACCACAAGCACCACCACCACGACGACGGCCAGAGCACCUUUACGAAGCACCAGGCCCGCCUCGACGGCGCUCCCACGCCCGGCCUCGCCGCCCACAAGGGCAAACGGGGCGCCUGCGCAGGAUACACAAACAGAAACAGAAACGGCCGAGAAGCAGACGACCCGCCACCCGCCGCCGAGCAUUGCCAGCCGAGCAGCGGCCAGGAACCGGCCCACGUCCGCGGGCAGCGCGAGUGCCCGGCGCGCCCCGACUCACGCUCGUGCCAAGAGCACGGCGGCGACGAGCCUCGCGCCGGCGCCCCGAACGGGCCUCAGUCGCAACGGAGCCGCAGACCGAGGCCCACGGGCCGGCUGGGGUCGCGCUUUGAGCAGCUCGCCCGGGAGAGCGGGAGCGUGUCGGAGCGGGAGCGCCUCGCCGUGGAGAGCGACAACAUUCUCGCCCUGCGACGGUGGGCGCGCAGCGGCAGGUGCGGCGUGGAGGAGAGGACGCGGUGGCUGGGCGAGAUAUUCACGGGGCUGUGGACGCUCGGCGAGCCGGCCGGCCGCCACGCGAGGGUGGUGAAGCGGUUCGAGCGCUGGGCCGCCCGCGUGUGCGACGCCGAGGAGGCCCGGCGCGACGCGGGCAGCGCGGCUGUCCUCCACGGCCACGACUCCCUGUUCGUGGGGGAGCUGGGCGCCGCGUGGAACAGGGAGUGCGUCGCCCUGACGAGACGCUUGGAGACCUGGAGGGCUCGCCUCGCCGACAUGGACGAUUUGCCGGCGAGCGAUGCCUCUAGCUUGGGGAGAAUGCUCGCCGGGGCGACGAGUCUCGUGUGCGACAUGCUGGCCGAGCUACGUGCCAUGGCGGAGAUUGAGCAAGAGGCGCUGGCCAGGGAGGAUGCGUGGAUCGAGAGGGUGAACAGGGCGGGCGAUGACGACGACGACGGCGGCGGCAUGCAUACCCCGAGGGCUGGAGCUGUAUGGCGAGUGAUUUGA